GAAAGUAGCAUCAUCACACUAUUGUUCACUACUCAAAAUUUUAAACAUAAUUAGAUUUCAAAUUUAACACCUGAUAACAAAUCCAUAUAUCGUUGGAAAUAUGGCUGCAUCAUCUUCCUCUACAUUUUCCUCAUCUUCCUUCAUAAUCUCUUGUGUUUUAUUACUCACUGCUUCUUCUUACUUGUCUUCGUCGGUAAUAGAAGCUCAAACCACACCUCCAUUAGUAAAGGGACUCUCAUGGAGUUUCUACAAAUCAAACUGUGCAAAUCUUGAAAAAAUUGUAAGAGACCAACUCAAGAUAGUUUUCAAGAAGGAUAUUGUUCAAGCUGCAGGAUUACUUCGUCUGCAUUUCCAUGACUGCUUUGUCCAGGGUUGUGAUGGCUCAGUGUUGUUGGACGGGUAUGCUAGUGGUCCAGGUGAGAAAUCGGCAGCACCAAAUCUGUCACUCCGAGCUGAAGCAUUUAGAAUCAUCAACGACCUCCGUGCCCGUGUUCACAAAGCCUGUGGCCGUGUAGUCUCCUGCUCUGAUAUCACUGCUCUUGCAGCUCGUGACGCUGUUUACCUGGUAAGUCCGGACUACAAAAUCCCACUGGGUAGGAAAGAUGGACUCAACUUUGCAACAACAGAAGCAACCGAGAAUAACCUCCCUGCUUUCUUCUCAAAUGCAAGUGUUCUCAUCUCUGAUCUAAAAGCCAAGAACCUCGACAUCACGGAUCUCGUCGCUCUAUCCGGUGGUCACACCAUUGGUAGAGCAGGUUGCACGUCCUUCACGGAACGUUUAUAUCCGACCCAAGACAAAACCAUGGACCCAAAAUUCGCAGCAAAUCUGAAAGGAACGUGCCCUAAAACUGACACUACCAACACCACUGUACUCGACAUUAUAACUCCAAAUGUGUUUGACAACAAGUACUACACUGAUCUGGUGAACAGACAAGGCCUAUUUACUUCCGAUCAAGAUCUGUUCGUAAAUACUAAGACCCGCCCGAUUGUGAAUAGCUUUGCUGCUAACCAGACUUUGUUUUUCGAGAAGUUUGUGUUUUCGAUGAUUAAGAUGGGCCAGUUAAGCGUGCUGACUGGUGCUCAAGGAGAGAUCAGGGCUAACUGCUCUGCCCGAAACCCGUCAAAACUCUCAUCAUCCUACUUGUCAUCUGUGGUUGACGAAGAAAUUAAUGGUGAAACUGAAGCUUUUUUUAGUGGGUAACGACUAAUCAAGUUUGAAUUGAUGUAUGCGAAAUUUUACUUAUGUAGUAAGCAGUUUGUUUCUUUGUUCCAUUUUGUUUUUACGUUGUUGGAGAUCAUAAAAAUAGUUUGGUCGGACAUUAAUAUAUAAGAUUAUCGUGCUGUUUGAUCUA
This is a messenger RNA of Papaver somniferum (opium poppy), 1352 nucleotides long. Its product is annotated as peroxidase 12-like. The transcript has 3 exons. The record is from RefSeq and is a predicted model, not a curated record. Gene Ontology annotation, molecular function: heme binding; peroxidase activity. The coding region runs from base 101 to 1201 and encodes 366 amino acids. NCBI's taxonomy places the organism in Eukaryota, Viridiplantae, Streptophyta, Magnoliopsida, Ranunculales, Papaveraceae. Gene Ontology annotation, biological process: response to oxidative stress; hydrogen peroxide catabolic process.